UAUCACAAUGUGCCAGCACCAAGCUGGCUGAACAUGGCAAUGCAGCAGAUAUUGAGUUGGCCACGCGAGGAUGUAGAAACAUCCGAGCAAGUUCAGCAACUGAACGAAUUGGCCUGCAACGCAGUCGACUUGAUUGUUGAACAGGGAUGGAGCCUCAUCGAUAUGCAUGAGGACGAACUUCUCCGAGACACGGCUAUUUCCGAGGCUCGAUCCUUACCCAGCCACACAAGCUUGCGGGCAGAAUUCUUGUCAGACUACUUAGGACAGGAGUGCAACAGCAAAGUUGGCAUUCUGGAAGACAGAGGACCUGAGACUUCUUGGGCCUUGCAGGAAGUUGAUGCAGAACUUACUAGUCUUUGCAAGCUCUUGGCGCCAAUUACUCCUGAAGCGCUUGGCUUCACAUGCGCUGGAAGAAGAAAGGGAAUGGUGUGGACUCCAUUCCGGGAUCCCGAGGAAGCAGAGCGACUGCAACCUCGGGAACUUUCCGAUGAGGAUGUGGAUGCAGGUGUGCUUCAGAGCCAUUUGCAGUUCAUUCAAAAACGGAGACUUUGCUUGAUGAGAUUCAUUUCAAAUGAUGGGGGUGUUUUGGAAUUGUCUCCACGCCCCGGAAAUAGAAGCCGGCAGGCUACACAAAUUCCAUUAUCUGAAGGAAAGCUUUUAGUGUUUCGCUGCGACGAGUUCGGGUUCAACUACAAACCACAGGGCCAAGAACCAGUAGCAUUGACAACAUGGAUAGUGGACACUGGCUCAAAGGUAGUGCAGCAACUAGCAACUGGAUACUUCGGUGUGGACAGUAUGCAGCACUCAGAAGCUUUAGGCAUUCUGGUCGGACCACCAAUGCCAACAGGCUACCGAAUGCAUGUGAUGGCAAUGCAUGCCCAUUUACCCGGCGCUGCACUUAACUUAGAUAGUGUUGAGUGCAUGCUGACAAGUGGAACUGAUGGCUUUGUACAGAUUCCAGCCACAAGAUUUGAUAUUGACAUUUAUUGUUCAAUUGAUGGUGAGAAAGUUCCUGGAUUGAGCUAUGUCCGACAUGGGGCAAUGAUGAGUGAUGAAGAGAUCAUCCAUUUCGACAACGCAUUCUUUGGCAUUCGAGAAGAAGAAGUGAUGACCAUAUCGCCAAACCAGCGCAUGAUUCUGGAGGACGGAUACAUGUUGCUGCGCAAAUCAGGCUUCACAAAAACAAGUCUCAAUGGACGGCAAACUGCAGCAUUCCUGGGCGACACAGGCACAGAUUGGGAUUUCACUGCACAAAUCAAACGAUUGGACAACCCACAAAAUCCCACUAAAGCCACGGCUUUUGGGAACUGUGAAGCUAGCCAUUGGACCUAUGCUGGUGUCUCAAAGAUUGUUUCAGCCGGCAGGCUUUCCCACAUCAUGGGAUUGAGAGGCGGUUCAACCAAUAUCGACACCGCAUGUUCAGCAUCCCUAGUUGGUGUGACCACAGCGGUGCAAGCAUUAAGAAAGGCCACUGGAGGGCAGAUCAAAUCGGUAGUGAACAACCAUGGUGUGGAUGCUAUUUGCAUGGGUGUCAACAUGCUUUUGAGCCCUUGGACGUUCAUUGGUCUUUGCGGACCCUCCAUGCUCGCAGUGAAAGGCCGUUGCUUUACCUUCGAUGUCAGCGCAGAAGGUUAUGCACGCGGUGAUGGAUUUGGAGGUGUCUACAUCAAGCCUAGUGACUCUGAUGAGGAUUACCUGAGUCAACUCUGCUGCUUGAUGGGUACAUACGUUAAUCAAGAUGGUCGGAGUGCUACUCUGACAGCUCCAAACGGAAUGGCCCAGCAAGCCUGCAUUCGAGAGUCUAUGCGAGAAGCAAUGGUGACGGCCAGUCAGAUCACCAUCGCAGAGUGUCAUGGAACUGGGACAGCUUUGGGGGACCCGAUUGAAGUUGGUGCCUUGAGAGGUGUCAUGGAACCCAGAGAGACGCCUUUGCUGACUACAAGUGCCAAGUCAAACAUUGGACACACUGAGGCAUGUGCAGGGAUGAUAGGACUCAUCAAAUGUGUGAGCAUGGUGGCCAGUUCUCAAGCCCAUCCAAAUUGCCAUUUGUACAACCUCAAUCCGCAUUUGGAUGUGGAUGGCUUUCCAAGCAACUUUGACACAGAAGUGAUUGACACACGCUUGAACAGCAACUAUGCCGGAGUGUCAUCUUUUGGAUUCAGCGGCACAAAUGCCCGUGCAGAUGUGUGGAGCCAGUGCAAGUCAGGACCAAGGAAGGCAAACACCAAGCCGGACCUGUCGAAGGCAGAUCAGGUUCACAUCCGGUGCCCUGUCACCUUAGGUAUGAUUGAAGUAACCACUGGCGAGCCCGUCACCAAGUCCUUCCGGAAGAAGAAGGGCUACAAGGCAGAUGUUCUUCGAGAUGAAUGGGCUCCUUAUGACAUUUCGAGUCAGGCUUACAGUGGUGGAUUUCGGUAUCGACGGUCUUCAAGUGAUGAGCCUGAAGACCUGGAUGAAGAGCCGUACAUUCUUGGUUCCUGGAGCGGGUGGACUAGAAUGGAAGUCAUGCAAAGACGAGAGAAGGGUGUUUAUGUCGCACCCGUCAUCCUUGGUGAAGUUUGCUAUGAGAUGUUUAGAAUUUGUCUUGAGGAAGACCUGUCAAUGGAGAUAUACCCCAUCAUAAAGGAUGCAUCUAGCAAGAUUUGGAUCGAGGGUCCAGACUGGAAAGGUGGCGGACGCUACUGGAUCAUUGAUGGACGAGACUGUGAUGCUUUAGCUGGAGCAUUGUAUGAAGUGGAAUUCCGAUGGCAUCAAGAGGUGAAAAGCAUCUCUUGGAGGCAUAUGGGAGCAUCUUUGGAUGCGGGCCUGGAAAUGCCAGCCUUCGAACACAGCUACAUGUUGACUGGAACCUUCACUGCAGGUCAUUUCCAGGAGAUGAUGCAGAUUCAAAGCGGCAUGUGGCAGGGAAGCUUCCGCUUAGGGGUGACAGGUGAAGAGGAAUUUCAAAUAUCUCGAGAUGGUGACAUUAACCAGCUGAUCUAUCCUGCUCAGUCAGGUGCUGUGAGGACCACAGUUCCAGUUCGCGGCCCAGACAGCCUGGGAUGCAAAAAGUAUUGGCUGAUCCGUGGGAUGCCAAGUGAAGAGCUCACCGUGACCCUGGAGGUUGUUGAUGGCCACCUGAGAGUCACUGUAGCCUCAGACAUUCGAGGUGACAAGGUGUGGGAAAGCGAGGAUGGAUGGGACAGGCACAGCUACUAUGUCUAUGGCUCUUGGACCAAUUGGGUCCCAGUGCAAAUGAUCAUGGACCCGAGUGAACCUGGCGUUUUCAAGGCGUUUGGCAAGGUGCAAUGCUUGUAUCCCUCCAUGAAAACACACAGAGGAGGCCAUGUGGAAAGAUUCUACAUCAUUGUUGAUGAAGACACGAAUCUGGCAUACUAUCCACAGCUGAGCUGUGCGAGACAGCACGAGUACAUCGUCGAAGGUCCUGGCCCAAAUCCGUCAGCUUUGUGCUGGCAAAUUUAUUGCCCAACUCCAGAUUCUCGCUUCGAAAUCAUCUUCGAUCUCACUGCGGAAGAUCGUCGUCAGAGAGUAUCAUGGGGAUGGCCGAUAAGGGGUCAAAUCGAAGCCCUGCAAGGUCCAGGCUUACCCCAAAUAGAAAAUUGA
Molecule: messenger RNA, 3603 nt
Organism: Durusdinium trenchii
Lineage: Eukaryota; Dinophyceae; Suessiales; Symbiodiniaceae
Source: the annotation of a GenBank genome assembly